AUGACAUCAAGCACAAAGGGAGUUGACUCAAAAAGCGGUGCAAGCGGAGAGAUCUCUCGUCGCUACAAAUUUGUGCCUUGCAGACUUUCGCGGACGCCGCUCUUUGCCAUGUGCCGAUUCCUAGCUUUGACUCUCCUGCUCCUGUCGCUCAGCAUCCUUUGCUACACGGCCAAGGAUAAAGGUGAGAGGGGAGGAUGGAAACUGGGAGGCGGAGGAAUCGCUACGUCGAUUCUGCCUGGACACUGAGGUCCAGUGCUGAGGGCCUUCUGGCGGUUCCCUCACUGCGAGAAGCUAAGUUACAGGGAACCAGGCAGAGGGCCUUCUCGGUAGUGGCACACGCCCUGUGGAACGCCCUCCCACCAGAUGUCGAAGAGAAAAAUAACUACCAAACUUUUAGAAGACAUCUGAAGGCAGCCCUGUUUAGGGAAGCUUUUAAAGUUUAAUAGGUUAUUGUAUUUUAGUGUUCUGUUGGAAGCCGCCAAGAGUGGCUGGGGAAACCCAGCCAGAUGGGCAGGGUAUAAAGAAUAAAUUAUUAUUAUUAUUUCCCCUUUGGUGGGCGCAGGUGAACUGCGGAACCCGCUGCUGCAGGACGCAGCGAUGGCCACCAAUUUGCACGGCUUCGGGAAAGGAUUGGACAGAUUUGUGGAGGAGAAGUCUGCUGGUGGCUACUAGCCAUGAUGACUGUGCUCUGUCUUCACAGCUGGAGGCAUUAAUGCAGGGGCGGAUCCUGGUAAUAGGCCGCCCUGUGCGAGGCCAUUUGACGCCCUCCCUCCAGCCCUCUGUGGCACCGGCUUAAGCCAGGCUUUGGGAAGGAGACAUGAGGUUCUGGCAAGGUCCUAGAGCCCUCCUACCUCUUUCCCCAAGCCCGGUAAGGGCUUUGCUUGCCUGUCUUUGGGAAGGAGGCAGGAGCCCUUACUGGGCUGGGAGAAGACGCUUUCCUUGGCUGCAUGCCCGGUGUGAUGGCAGCAUUUGCGCUGCUGUAAAUCUGCCUCUGUAGUAAUGCUCCUGAACGCCAGUUGCUGGUAGGCGCAGCAGAGGGAGAGUAUUUUUGUGUUUGGCUCCUGCUUGUUGGAUUCCCACAGGCAUCUGGGAACAGGAUGCUGGACUAGGUGGGCCAUUGGCCUGAUCCUGCAGGUCCCAGUGGCGUAGCGUGGGUUGCCAGUGCCCUGGGCCGCAUGGAGGGAGGAAAAUGGAUGGAGUACACACGUACAUUCAGCUGCGUCACAAAGGAGAUUGCAGCCGCAGAGAUAAGAAAAGAAGAGUCAUUCCAUUGUCUAGAGAGGUCGCUUCUUGGUUCUCAUGGAAAGGGGUCAGCAUGGCACAGAACAUCCCGCUUUGCCAGCCAAAGGUGCCAGGCUCAAUCCCUUGCCCUUCCCAGCUCAGGGUGGUCCUGGGUUGGGAGGGCUUGAGGUUUGCCAAUGCUGGAGAAAUGCUGUUAGAAUAAACUAGCCUUCCCCAGUCUAGGGCUCUCCAUAUAGAAUCACAGAGUUUCCACUUCAUGGGUGAGUUGGGAUUCGAACCCAGAUCCUAGUCUGACAUUCCAACUAUUACACCACACUGACUGAAAGGCACAUAACAGCUAGGAAAAAAACAGUCAAGGAAGGCACUGAGCAGGACCGGUAAGGGGCAUGGUCUGGCGAAAUGUAAUGGCCAAGGAGAAUCCCGGGGGCCGGACAGAGAUAUCUGGGGGCCGCAUUAGGCCGAAAAGCCACCCCAUCCAUGAUAUAUGAGGUGGAAAGUUAAGAAACAAGUUUCCCAUCCUCUUCUCCCCCAGGACCAUCCUUGGAUGGCCAUCUGUCAUGGAUGCUUUAGUUGAGAUUCCUGCAUUGCAGAGGGUUGGACUAGAUGACCCCUGGGACCCUUUCCGAUUCUAUGAUUCUUCUCCCCUCUCCAGACAGAAGAGCGGGCAGAGACUGCUGCGAGAGGGAAGAGUCACUCAGAAUAUUUUAAUUGUUUUAAUGUUUUAAUGUUGUAUUUUAAUCUUGUUUUUAAGUUGUAUUCAUUCAACUCAUUUUUAUUAUUGGUUGUUAGCCGCCCUGAGCCUGGCCUUGGCUGGGGACGGCAGGGUAUAAAUAAAAAAUUAUUAUUAUUAUUAUUAUUAUUAUUAUUAUUAGGUCUUGGGACGCAAGGAAGUUCAUGGCAGCAAAAAAUCCCCCAUCUUCUUUCCUCCAGCACCAUUCAGGAGAGGGCCAUGACUCUCCAGAGUGGCUUUGCAGAGGGCACAGUGGGGAGAAGCAGGGGGAAACUUAUCCUUCUGUGUCUCGAAAUCUAACUUGUUACUCCAUAUAAAUAACCCGCCCUCGUUCUCAGAGUAGCUGUCUUGCUGUUCGGAGCUGUGAUAGGAAUUUUGAGGUCUUAGAUAUAUGGUAAUGUUCAUAAGCAUACCAACCAAGCACGUACAUAGAUCAGCACAGGAAGAUCCACCUGGAACCAUUUUGAUUCCUAAACUGAGCAAAUGUUUUCUCUGCAAGGUCAAAGUGGGAAACCUCCCCAUUGUCUCUUUCCUCACAAAUCCUGUCUUAAGGGCACAUUUAAGAUAUGAAUAGGGUGUGAGCCUGUGACCUGGCCCAGGAACUAAGUAUUUAUCAUUACAAAAGACUGGCCAGGCUCCCAAUCAAGUGACUAUUAACAGGUAACCUGCCAGACAGGAGAUAAACAAGGACAGGAGAAAAACAACAUUCAAAUUUCUGUUUAUACCACCUUUUCUGUGAUGUAGGUGUGAUGUAUCUGAGGGGUGGGCUUAGGUUACACACCUUCUGUGAUGUAGGUAUGAUGUUUCUGGGGGUGGUCUUAGGUACACCCCUUCUGUGAUGUAUGUAUGAUGUUUCUGGGGGUGGUCUUGAUCUACAGGGUGGCAAUUUCAAAAGUCUUUAUAAGGCCUUGCGCGCCAUUUUUCUAGGUUCCUCCUCCUCUCCUGCGGGUGAGGGGAGCACCCUGUUGCAACAGAUCAAUAAAGAUCAAGCUUACUAGCUGCUUUGCUUCUCAAUAUUCUCUGGUUGGCCUCUGUUAUUCUCUCCUACCAAUAGGGAACCUAUGUAAGGACUCUAUAUGGGUUCUUGGAUACCCCACAAGGGGGAAAGGGCCAUUUUUGUUUACAACAGAGUUUACCCAAUUGACCAUCUUUCCUCUUUUCUCUGCCAGGUAGAAGAUUCCGUUCAGGCCACAGGGGGGGAGAGCCAGACCAGGAAGGCCACCAGCCCUGCAGUUGUUCCGGUGAGUCUCUUUCUUGCAUCACCAACCCCGACAGUUGAGAAUAUGGAAACUCUCUACACCAAGUUCCGCUUUCAGUUUCCUCUGCAACAGCUGGCCUCGCCUGUUUGUUGCUGAGGUGUGGCAUUCGAAGAUCUGACCUGUAACCUCUUGCACAAAUCACUCAGGCUCGUCGCUUGGUUUGAGAGCGCCACAAACCAAACCCGAGUCCCUCCCACUGCAAUCUGACUCUGAAAUUUCCCAGUGUGAAAAACGGAGAUGGAUGAUGGGUCAUCGUUCGUUAAUUAAGAACAAUUAAUGUUGACGGUUAAUAAUGCAGCAAGACGCCGCCUAAUGCCAAAUGAGGCUUCGAAGCGGUCUUAUAAAAAAAACCAACCAAUUAUGCAAGCAUUUAAAUAUAAAGCACCCAUAAUUAAAAUGCACAGACAAUCCCAUUAAAAAUUAAAAUGUGAGCAUCCGUAGUUAAAAUGUGCAAUGAAGCAAACCAAUGCAGUAAUUAAAGCAGGGAAUUCCUGCUGGAGAGGUGAAGGAAAAGCCUCUGUGAAGAGGCGCAUCUUUAAAAGCGAGUGAAUCAGAUUGGGGGUUUUCUCGUCAUUAGUGAGUGAGACCAGGACUCAGCAUGGUCUCCUAUGGAUUAACUGAGAACAUAACGGUGGAACCUCAUCUAUGGAGAAUGGGGAAAACUGUGUGACUAAUCUAUGGCCCUCCAGAUGUCAUUUAUGGCCCUCCAGCUCCUAUCAUCCCCUACCAUUGGCCAUGCUGGCUGGGGCUGAUGGGAGUUGAAGAACAUCUGGAGAACCACCCCUGGCUCACUCCCACAAUGGAGAACUGGAAGAGGAUGGGACAUCAGAGGAGGAAUUGCACGUGGUUUGGCUCGCUUUCACGAGACGUCUCUGCAGUCAACACCCCUAGCCUAGGAACCUAAGAAGAGCCAAUGGCCUAUUUAGUCCAACAUCCUUCUUCUCACGCCCAGAGGCCUAUGUGAAACCCUCAGUCGAGACCCAGGCACAAGACCACCUUCCCCUCUCGUGGUUUCCGGCAACUCGUAUUCAGAAGUGUUGCUGGUUCCAAGCGUGGAAGCAGAGCCGAGCCACAAGGACCAGUAGCCAUUGUCUGCCCUCUCCCUGAAUUUGUCCAGCCCUCCUUCAAAGCCAUCUAAGUUGGUGGCUCAGGGACGCGGGUGGCGCUGUGGGUUAAACCACUGUGCUGCUUGGGCUUGCAGAUCGGAAGGUCGCGGUUUGAUUCCCCGUGACAGGGUGAGCUCCCAUUGUUCGGUCCCAGCUCCUGCCAACCUAGCAGUUCGAAAGCACGUCAAAGUGCAAGUAGAUAAAUAGGUACCACUCCGGCGGGAAGGUAAACGGCGUUUCCGUGCACUGCUCUGGUUUUGCCAGAAGUGGCUUAGUGAUGCUGGCCACAUGACCCCGAAAAACUGUCUGCGGAAGUGGACAAACGCCGGCUCCCUCGGCCCGUGAAGCGAGAUGAGCACCGCAACCCCAGAGUCGUUUGCGACUGGACUUAAUUGUCUGGGGUCCCUUUACCUUUUAAGUUGGUGGCUAUGAUUGCAUCCUGUGGCAAGGAGUUCCACAGUUUAACGAUGUGCAUACAGUUUCUUUGGAUGUCCACGAGUUCUAGGGUUAGGAGCGCUCUGCGAUAUUCUGCUUGCGUGCCCUAACCCUUUCUGGUUAUGGGGGUGUGAGGACCAUAAAAGCACUCCUCCAUCCCAAAUCUUGCACUUGCCUCUUCCCACUGCCAGUUACCAUACCUAAUUACUCAUCCUUUGUUGGCUUAUGUCGUUUUAGACCUGCGUGGGCCCUGGAAUCCAAAGAAACACAGACGGCUGUGUCCUUGCGAUGGCAUCCUUACCGGUUUGUCUCUGCCAGGUAACAAAAUACCUUUAGAUAAGGCUGGUCUUAGAGAUAAGAUGAAUGGGAAACAUUUAUCCUCCCCCCCCCCAAAAAAAGACUUUAAAGGGGAGAGAUAAUUUAUUGUGUAUCCUAGGCAACUAGAGUCUCAUUGAUUGGGGGGGAGAGUUGUAGUCAAGACGUGGGUCCCCUAACCAGAUCAGUCUCAACUCUGUAUGGUUUGUGCUUGUACAGUGGUACCUCUGGUUACGUACUUAAUGCGUUCCGGAUGUCCGUUCUUAACCUGAAACUGUUCUUAACCUGAAGCACCACUUUAGCUAAUGGCUCCUUCUGCUGCCACCGCAUCACCACCACACAAUUUCUGUUCUCAUCCUGAAGCAAAGUUCUUAACCCGAGGUACUGUUUCUGGGUUAGGGGAGUCUGUAACCUGAAGCGUCUGUAACCUAAAGCGUAUGUAACCUGAGGUACCACUGUAUCUCCUAUUUGUGGCCCUGUAAGCAUGGGUGGCGCUGUGGUCUAAACCACAGAGCUUAGGGCUUGCCAAUCAGAAGGUUGGCGGUUUGAAUCCCGCGACGGGGUGAGCUACUGUUGCUCGGUCCCUGCUCCUGCCAACCUAGCAGUUCGAAAGCACGUCAAAGUGCAAGUAGAUAAAUAGGUACUGCUCCAGCAGGAAGGUAAAUGGCAUUUCUGUGCGCUGCUCAGGUUCACCAGAAGCGGCUUAGUCAUGCUGGCCACAUGACCCGGAAGCUGUAUGCCUGCUCCCUCGGCCAAUAAAGCGAGAUGAGCGCCGCAAUCCCAGAGUUGUCUGCGACUGGACCUAAUGGUCAGGGGUCCCUUUACCUUUAAGCUUAAAUCAGCCAUGCCUAACCAUUGGGAAAGGGUUGUAGCUCCAAGUUAGAGCAUCUGCUUUGAAUGCAGAAGGUCCCAGGUUCAAUCCAGGGCUAGGAGCGACCUAGUUGUGAAUGAGCUUUAUGUGACCCCUGUAAAAAGUGUUUGUUCUACAGAUCAAAGCGACUGAGAGCAUACAUUGGGCAGGGGCGAAACUAUGCUUUAUUUCACCUGGGUCAAAGACUCAGUUUGGCACACUGACCCCAAGCGCAUUUGUGUAAAAACACACACACACACAGAGGCUGGGAGCCUCAAGGGCGCCCCUCUGGAGGCUUCACGGGGGGGGGGGGCAGCUGGCCCCCUCCCCUAGCUACAGCACUGCAUCAGGUAAGGUGAUCUCACAAGUCAACUGCUCCCAAAUUGUUAAGGGAUUAAUAUACAAAUAGUAACACCUUGAUUUUGUCCCAGUAGCAAUUCAGCAAUUCAGAUCUCUGAGCAGAGGCGUUUUAUGCGGGGGGGGGGGGUCUAGUGGGCUCACUCCCACUUGUUCCACUUGCCUAUAAGACAAGGGUCCGAAUGGUUUCCCCCUUGAUCCGCUCCUUUCCCAGGGAAAACCUGCUCUUUACAGCUAGAUCGGAGCAAACGUCAAUUUGGAAAAAACCCGAAUUGCCAUUUGCUCCCGUUGAGCACUAAAGAGUGGUUCCCCCCAGAGGAAAGCAGCGGGACAAGAGGAAGUUUGGCUCAACCCAGGGUCUCGCUCCUGCCAGCAGCAUUCUGCGCUAGCUGCAGCGUCCAGAUCAAAUGCAAGGGAAGCCCCACAUGCAUGGCAGUUGAAGUGGGGUAACCUGUGUUCCCUCCAAGGGUAGCCUUGGAGUUCCCUAACCUAUUGGUAUUGGGGGACUUCAACAUCCAUGCUGAUGCCACUCCCUCCUCACAGGCUCUGGACCUGGUGUCUUCCAUGGCAACACUAGGGCUCUCCCAGUUUGUUUCAGGCCCCACACAUCAAGCAGGCCACACGCUGGAUUUGAUCUUUGGCGUAGGUAUAGAUGUGAUCAUGUCUCCUUCAAUUAAGGUGCCAUGGUCUGAUCACUACGCUCUGAAAGCCAGGAUUGACUUUCCACCCCCACCCUGCUUAGGUGGCGAGCCGCUGUGGGCUCGCCCGCAGCGGCUGAUGGCCCCUGAUAGAUGCCGUCACGCCUGGCGGGACCUUGCUCCCCCGGGCGACUCAUUGACUGAGCUUGUUGAGGGCUGGAAUACCCAGCUCCUGGCAGCCAUAGAUGAGAUCGCACCUAAGCGCCCUCUGCGACUCCGCAGAAACCGGGCUCCCUGGUUUACCGAGGAGCUUCGGAAAAUGAAGCGGGACCUCAGACGGCUAGAGCGAGUAUGGCGGGGUGCCCGUGACGGAGCCUCAAGAACAUCUUAUAGGGUUUUUAUGAAAACCUAUGAGAUGGCGGUGAAGGCCGCUAAGAAGUCUUACUUCUCGGCCUCCAUUGCAUCCGCUAGCUCUCGCCCGGCGCAAUUAUUUAGUAUAAUUAGGUCUUUAACGUCCCUUGAAGGACAGCCAAAUUUAAAUAACAAUCUGACACAUAGCUGUGAGGCGUUUACGAGCUUUUUGCGGAGAAGGUCCUGUUGCUCCGCCAUGACCUCCCUGCCAAUUUGGAUACAAUAAAGGAACUGGAGGCCCCUCGACUGUCCUCGGGUCCAGUAUUGGACCACUUUGAUCGGAUAUCCCCAGCCGAUGUGGACAGACUCCUCCGAGCUGGAAAGCCCACCACCUGUCCUCUUGACCCGUGCCCGGCGUGGCUGGUGAGAGCGUGGCCAGUCGGGGGGCGGGCCCCCCGGGGAUAUCAUCAAUUUGUCCCUUGGCACCGGGAUAUUUCCAGGGGAAUUGAAGGAGGCAGUGGUGCGCCCGCUCUUAAAGAAAACAUCAUUAGAUCCCUUAGAUCUAUCCAAUUACCGCCCGGUUUCAAAUCUUCCAUUCCUGGGUAAGGUGAUUGAGAGAGCGGUUGCUGAACAGCUUGGUAGGUUUCUGGAUGAAACAUCGGCUCUAGAUCCAUUCCAGUCUGGCUUCCGCGCUGGUCAUGGGACCGAGACGGCUCUGGUCGCCCUAACAGAUGAUCUCCGUAGGCAGCUGGAUCGAGGCGGGUCGGGGCUGCUGAUUCUUCUAGAUCUGUCAGCAGCCUUCGACAUGGUUGAUCACGAACUCCUGGACCACCGCCUUGCCGACGUGGGGAUCCAGGGCACAGUCCUUCAAUGGCUGCGCUCGCUUCUCUCCGGUCGGGGACAGAGGGUGGCGCUUGGGGGGGAAUUGUCAUCCCGCCACUCCUUGGUGUGUGGAGUGCCUCAGGGUGCGAUACUCUCCCGAUGCUUUUAACAUCUUUAUGCGCCCUCGCCCAGCUUGUCCGGAGUUUUGGGCUGGGCUGCCAUCAGUAUGCCGAUGACACCCAACUCUAUCUGUUGAUGGAUGGCCAUCCUGACUCGGCCCCAGACACACUGACCAGAUGUUUGGAAGCUGUGGCUGGAUGGUUACGCGGAAGCCGGUUGAAGUUAAAUCCUUCGAAGACAGAGGUCCUCUGGCUGGGACGGGACGAUAUGGGAUUGGGGGCAACUCCCAUCUCUUGCGGGGUGCAAUUAGUGCCAGCACCGUCCGUUAAGAGUUUGGGUGUAAUCUUCGAUACCUCCCUCUCUAUGGAGGCGCAGAUUACAGCUAUAACAAAGGCGGCAUUUUUUCAUCUCCGCCAAGCUAAGCAGUUGGCCCCUUAUCUCUCUCGCCCUGACCUAGCCACUGUGAUCCACGCGACGGUCACCUCCAGACUGGAUUAUUGUAACUCGCUCUACGUGGGGCUGCCCUUGAGACUGACCCAGAAACUCCAGCGGGUGCAGAAUGCCGCGGCGAGACUCCUUAUGGGGUCUUCGCUGCGAGAUCACAUUCAUCCGGUACUAUACCAGCUGCACUGGCUCCCGGUGGAGUACAGGAUCAGGUUUAAGGUGCUGGUUUUAACCUUUAAAGCCCUAUACGGCCUAGGACCCUCGUACCUACGGGACCGCCUCUCCUGGUAUGCCCCACAGAGGAACCUACGGUCUGCAAAUAAAAACAUCCUGAAGGUCCCAGGCCUCAGAGAGGUUAGGCUGGCCUCAACUAGAGCCAGGGCUUUCUCGGCUGCGGCUCCAAUCUGGUGGAACGCUCUGUCACAAGAGACUAGGGCCCUGCGGGAUCUGACAUCUUUCCGCAAGGCCUGCAAGACAGAGUUGUUCCACCAGGCCUUUGGUCAGGGCCCAGCCUGACUCCACCUCCGGCAACCUACACAGAACUUUGCUCAACGGUUGCCAUUAAUUUGAUUUUAAUUAAUUUUUAUAAUGAAAUGUUUUAGAAUGUUGGACUAUUUAAUUGUUUGAUUAUUUAUUUGUUGUUAGCCGCCCUGAGCCUGGCUUUGGCUGGGGAGGGCGGGAUAUAAAUAAAAUUUAUUAUUAUUAUUAUUAUUAAAAGGGGCAGGGACAUAGGAAUGUGCCUUAUACUGACCACUGGUCUAUCUAGCUCAGUGUUUCUCAAAACUGGGUCUCCAGCUGUUUUUUUGGGGGGGACUACAACUCCUAUCAUCCCUAGCUAGCAGGACCAGUGGUCACGGAUGAUGGGAAUUGUAGUCCAAAAACUACAGCUCUCCAGGUUUCCAGAGGCGGGUCAUUCCCAACCUUCCUUGCAGAUGCCAGAUGUUGAACUGAGCAGCUGAAUUAUGCAAAGCAGAUGCUUGAUCACUAAGCAAGAGCAUCAGAAGGGAAGAUAUAAAUUGUCCCUUCUUCUUUUUUUGCAGAACAGCACCAUCGCCACCACCGUGGCCUGGCCAAGCGGCAUUUGCACCAGAGAAGGCAUCGGUGCCAGGCGUUUGUGAAUAAGUGCCACAUGAUGCGGGUUGCCAUACCCUUGUAGCUUUCUCUUUUUUUAACGUAAAAUUUUAUUAGUUUUUUAACACAUCGUUUUCAACAGUAAUUAAAUAUACUUUUACAUCUUAUUCAAUUUUUUUGACUUCCAUCAGUCCUGUCUGAAAAUUUUCCAAUCUAAUCUCUUAGUAUGCAUUUCUUAUUUUCCCAGUGUGGUGUAGUGGUUAAGAGUGGUGGACUCGUAAUCUGGUGAACCGGGUUCGCUUCUCCGCUCCUCCACAUGCAGCUGCUGGGUGACCUUGGACUAGUCACACUUCUCUGAAGUCUCUCAGCCCCACUCACCUCACAGAGUGUUUGUUGUGGGGGAGGAAGGGAAAGGAGAAUGUUAGCCGCUUUGAGACUCCUUAAAGGGAGUGAAAGGCGGGAUAUCAAAUCCAGACUCCUCUUCUUCUUCUUCUUCUUCUUCUAUUACAUUUCGAACUCAUAACCAAUAUCUCUAUCUUUUUCUACUCUGAAACGCUUCGUAUAUUUCUCCUUACAAAACGUCUUGUAGUCCUACUAGCGUGAUUUGUUGAUUACAGUUGCUCUUCAAAUAAUUCAUAUACUUCUUCCAAUCUUCUGUAAAUCUCUGGUCCCGCAGGUUUCGAUUCCUUCCUGUCAUUUUGUCCAACUCUGCAUAGUCCAUUAAUUUCGUCUGCCAUUCUUCUUUCGUCGGAAUUUCUUCUUGCUUCCAUUUCUGGGCUAACAAUACUCUUGCCGCUGUUGUUGCAUAUAAGAACAGUUUGACAUCUUGUCUAUUAAUGUCUUGGCCUAUAAUACCAAGUAAAAUGCUUCUGGUUUUUUUAAGAAUGUAUAUUUGAAAUAUGAAAUACCCUUGUAGCUUUCUCUGCCCCGACAAGCACACAGCUUAAUUCUUUGUGUUAACCAUAAAACAAAUCCCUCUUCGGUACUGGCUGUCUUUACUUUGUUCGUUUCCCCACAACGGUCCUGCGAGGUAGGUGAGGCUGAGAGGCAGCGACCGGCCUAUGUUUACCCAGGGAGCUUCAUAGCCAAGAAGGGGAUUGAACCCUAGUCUUGCAGGUCCUAAUCCAACACACCAACCACUACCAUACCUUCCAAGUAUCCUGAUUCCCCAGGAACGGGUUCGUGAAUUACAGAAGCCAUCCCAGUUUCUGAUUUGAUCCCAAAAUGUCCUGGUUUUCCCCUUUUCCUCUCCUCCACACAGAGCCUUAUUUUGGUUUGAUGAGGCCCUCAGCUACUGAAGGUAAUUGGGCCCUUUUAUAUGUCCAGCUGUCCUUUGUCAACAACAAAUUGUUGCUGGUUUUUGUGUUGAAUACAGUCAUACCUCAGGUUGAAUUAGCUUCAGGUUAAGUAUUUUUGGGUUGCGCUCCGCGGCGACCCAGGAGUAACGGAGUGCGUUACUUCCGGGUCUCGCCGCUCGCACAUGCGCAGACGGUCAAAAUGAUGUCACGCGCAUGUGCGGAAGUGGCGACCCGCGCACAUGCAGACACGGAUUGCGUUUGCUUCAGGAUGCGAAAGGGCUCCAGAAUGAAUCCCGUUCGCAUCCAGAGGUACCACUGUAUAUGCUAUAAGGUAAUUUAGGGACCUAAUAGGUAUCUAAAGCCAUUUGCAAAUUUUGCCGUGCAACCAAUCCAUGCAGAAUGUAGGCACCCUAAAUAUAAAAAUGAGCAAACCAGUGAUAUUUUAGGGAGCAGACUAGCAGGUGGGGCCCAUUACUUACGCAUAGGAGCCUACACAACACAAAACACUGUUGCUGUAUGUAGGUUCUAUUUUAUUUGUUUUUUAUCUUGUAUUUUGGAAAUGUACAUCCAGGUUUUUUUCCUUUAAUUUUUUUGGGGGGCCCCAAGAGAGUGAGGCCCUAAGCUGUAGGGCUUGUUUAGCUUAUACGUAAAUCUGGAACUGCCUCCAGAUCUUUGUGGAGAGCAAUUUAAAGUGGGAGAAAGAUCAGACCACCCCGCUCCUGUCCCUUUUGGAAACAAGAGUCUUUGCUCUGUGUGUGUGUGUGUGCAUGUGGAGACGCAAAAACAGAGUCCUGUUUAUACUGAAAAUAAAAUACCUGCACCAAAUGAAGGAACAGAGAGGACCAGUCACCACUGCAGUGCCAGAGCGGCAGAGGUAAGGCCGGGCACCCAUAGCAAAAAUUUUGUGGGUCCUCGUCCCCCCCAGGGCUCCCUGGAGUUGGUGCCAGUGGCUCGCAAGAAGCCCCAAAGCAGGGCCUAAGCACAGCACCUCUCUCUACGCACUUGUGAUUUCCAGCAAACCAGUAUGCAGACCUUUUACUCUGACCCAGAAAGGCUUCCCUUCCAUGCUGCGUGGCAGACGUGUGUCAUCCGAGGGGCAACAUGAUAAAAUCUGGCAGCAAAGCAUUUUGCUUCCAUUUAAGGACAGCUCACAAAUCAUUAAAAGUUGUCCUCGACCCACCAAAAAAGCAAAGGUUACAACUUAGGUUUGCAAACCACAACCAUGUGACUUAACCACAGGAAAUUGUGAAGUCGUAAAACUGGAGCUGCAAGAUUUAGGUGAUUUUGUUGGUUGAUUAACAGAAUGGUGGGAAAAAAGAGGUAAACGUCGAACUCAGGCGUGGGGGACAUGGAAACCUCUGGAUGUUCACAGGCUACAGCUCUCAUCAUCCCUACAUAUUGGUCAUGACAGCCGGAGCUGAAGGGACUUGGGGGUCCUGCAACACCCUGCUCUAGAGCCUAGAAUUCCGAGGAAGCAUCUUUUAAAAGCUGAGGAAGAGAGAGAGAUUUGAUAAAAAUGUGGGCAAUCUGUUUUUGGAUCACUAAUUUAUCUUUUAGGGAACAGUCAGAGGCUAAUUCUCCUUCCUUGGCUGUGUGUUGCAGGGGGACUUAAUCCCAAUAAAAUGGAAUUGCUAUUGCUCGGGAGAUCUACCCAUCAGGAUAAAAGUUUAGGCCAGAUCCUGAAUGGGAUCACGCCCCUUCUGAAGGGCCAGGUACACAGUCUAGGAAUGAUCCCAGGCUGGGCACUGUCUGUGAAGACAAUGUUGACAUCUGCUGCUUUUCGCCAGCAUAGGCUGGUUCAGCAGCUGUGGCCCUAUCAAAAGAUGGCAGUGAUUAUGUCCAGGUUAGAUUACUGCAAUGUGCUCUACGUGGGGCUGCCCUUGAAGACGGUUCGUAAGCUGAAAGUGGUACCUGCGUUUGGUGCAAAGACUGCAUGACACCUGUAAUGCAUAGUCAUUCGCAGGCACUAAUUUACAUUAGACAAAACAUGCACAUUAGGCAAAAUUGCAGACUAAAAUGCUGGAGACGAUUUUAAGAAAAACAUGAAUUGCUGCAGAAAUGCGUAUAACUGAAUUUAAGAUUGCAAAGGUGAGAAACCAAGAGAACCAAAACCAACAGAUCCAGCCCUACCUACCCAUUUCUUCCAAGUCUGGCUGUGCAC
Podarcis lilfordi (Lilford's wall lizard) is the source of this 13199-nucleotide messenger RNA. The record is from the annotation of a GenBank genome assembly. NCBI's taxonomy places the organism in Eukaryota, Metazoa, Chordata, Lepidosauria, Squamata, Lacertidae.